AUGCAAGCCGACAUCGACACUCGACUGUUCUCAACCAUCGACGAUUUUUUUAGUGGCUUGAAUAUCUCAGACGUAGACAACGUUCUACUAAAUUGGAGAACCAUUGACAAAGAUGUUGUGGGGAGUCAUCACGCGGGUACAUUGAGUGCUGACACCAGCGAGCGAGCAAUCGGUAUCAGCCAAUGCAUGCAAGCUCUUUGUGAUACUUUCAUGAAUUUGGAACUUCAAUCAGAUGAGCUCGCACUGGAACUGCGACAAAAAUUGGCUGCUGACGCAACAGAACUACGUACACCAUCAACCUCCCGCUCACCCUCCCCUUCCCGAGCCACUCGCUCCCCAUCACCCUCCUCCUCCCAACUGCCAAGUGGCAACCUCCCAUCCUACAUCCCCCCCUCCUACACCUGGCUCCUCUCCAACCUGCACAACCCCUACCCCUCCACCACCAUCCGCGACACCAUCGCCUCCACCACCAACACCCCCCGGCGCCUCAUCGACGCCUGGUUCGUCGACGUCCGGCGGCGAAUCGGGUGGACCAACCUCAUCGAGGGCCGCAGCGGCCUCAAAGGCGGGGGUGCCCUCACCCACGGGAAAGGCACCCCAGGUGUACGAAGACCGCACAAAACCCUCGGCCCACCCCCGAACCCGAUAAAUAACCUGGUGAACGGGAUCACGGAGGUGCCGAAGUAUAAGACGCGGAAGGAGCUGGUUGCUGCUGCGACGAGGUUUUUUGUGAAGCCUGUGGUUGAUACGAGUGAUGUAGGAAUGGGGAUGGGGUUGGCGUAUUCGGCGAACGCGAACCAUUUGAGUGCGUCGGAGAAUCAGACGUUCACGGUGAUGGCGGAUACGGCGCGGAUGCUUUAUCGGGAUAAGUUGCAUCCGACGGAGUUGGCGGUGGCGGUUACGAGUCGGGUGAAGCAGUGGACGCCCGGGUUGGGCGAGAUGGCGAAGGAGGUUAGGGAGGAGGAGAGGAGGAGGAAGAGGAGUAGGGGGGUUAAGAGGGAAGAAGAAGAGGAGGAGGAGGAGGAAGAAUAUUCGAGUGAUGGGAAGAAACGAAAAAGAUAUACCUCACCCUCCGACUCGUCGACCCCUUCAUCCUCUGCACCAACCACACCCACCGAUGCCACUUUCCCAUCCCCAAACUCAAACACAAACCUCAAACGCAAACGCGCUGUAUCUUUCGCUGACCCCGCCUCUACUUCCUCCUUCCCCACCGUAUCACCAUCAACCAAACGACUCCGCUCAGCGCUCAACUCUGCCGGUGUCUCCAGGAGCGUGUCCGAUCCUACCCCCAUGCCGUUACCCCAACAACAACAACAAGGACAAAUACCACCACACCAACACAGACAACAAACACAAACACCACACCAACAACAACAAUCACAAAUACCAAAACCCCCACCACUAACAUUCGACGGGUUCCCUGCACCCGUGUUAGAUUCGUGGUUCACAUCCCUAACAUCCCCCCCGUCCCAGUCCCAGUCCCAGGGUUUCGCAGUAGAAAAAGACUAUGGGAAUCAAUGGCAUUGGAUCGAUCCCCUGUUUUUUGGGUUUCCGGAUCCUGUUAUCCGCUCUUCGGAGCAGCAGGAGCAGGAGCACGGGGAUGCGUCUAACAGGCUUGCGUAUUUCAGCGGAAACGCUAAUGUGGAUGUUACGAUACCGGAUUUACAUUCCGCGUUCCCUGUAUUCCCUUCAUCGUCGUCGUCCUCCUCGUCCUCGUCGUUGCCCUCGACACCGGCGUUGUCGGCGUCUGGGAGUUUGACUGAGGAGGAAUCUGAAGAACGGGAUAGGGAUGGGAAAGCAUUGACUCCGGGGGAUAUACUUGGUGGUAACACCAACACAACGAACAACGACACCACGACGACGAACAACAACACCACGACGAUCAACAACACCACGACCACGAACGUCGCUGAUAAUACAAAUACAUACCCUGAUUAUCCUCCCACCAACCUCCCCACACUCCCAGACCUCUCUUCCCUCUCCUCUCUGCCUGAUCUCACCUCCUUCCCCACAUUCCCUACACUCCCCACAUCCACAUUCCCCACAUCCGCAUCCGCAUUCCCGAACACAUCGAACUCGAACACAUCCUCGUCGUUUGACACGUUCGAUUUUUCGUCGUUCCCUUCACUUCCCGAGUUCAACCUCAACCUCGAUUCGGAAUUUAAUCUUGAGGAAGGGUUCCCGGAUUUCCUCGUGGACCCGGGGUUUGGGAGUAAUGUGAAUGUGGAUUUCGGGUUUGGGUCGUUUGGAGGUGGGGAUGGAGGUGCAGGGGCUGGGGUUGGUGCAGGGAAUGGGGAUGUGGAUGUGGAUGUGGAUUCGUUCGUGGCGAUGUUGCAAACUCAAUCACAAACUCAGUCUCUGCCUCAAUCCCAAUCCCAAAUUCAAUCCCAGACUCAAGCUCAGUCCCAGUCCCAGACUCAACCUCAAGUCCCGUGGGCCGGUCCCACACCGACGAGGGAAAGGUUUGGAGCGAUAGCGAUAGCGCCUCCGGCGAAUGCUUGA
Messenger RNA from Lentinula edodes (shiitake mushroom), 2502 nucleotides. RefSeq lists its product as uncharacterized. The transcript is spliced from 3 exons. Bases 1 to 2502 code for a protein of 833 amino acids. Gene Ontology annotation, molecular function: transcription cis-regulatory region binding; DNA-binding transcription factor activity, RNA polymerase II-specific. The record is from RefSeq and is a predicted model, not a curated record. Gene Ontology annotation, cellular component: nucleus. Gene Ontology annotation, biological process: regulation of DNA-templated transcription. Lineage: Eukaryota; Fungi; Basidiomycota; Agaricomycetes; Agaricales; Omphalotaceae.